Messenger RNA from Anastrepha obliqua, 1020 nucleotides. RefSeq lists its product as uncharacterized. Bases 1 to 1020 code for a protein of 339 amino acids. Gene Ontology annotation, molecular function: nucleic acid binding. The transcript has a single exon. Gene Ontology annotation, biological process: DNA integration. Lineage: Eukaryota; Metazoa; Arthropoda; Insecta; Diptera; Tephritidae. The record is from RefSeq and is a predicted model, not a curated record.
AUGGCUGAUCUGCCCAAGGAACGCAUUCAGGCUUCGCGGCCCUUCAUAGUCACCGGUGUGGAUUAUUGCGGCCCGUUUUAUUACAAGCCUGAAGUGCGCAACAAAUCGCCACAAAAAUGUUAUGUUAGCGUGUUCAUAUGCUUCGCUACAAAAGCUGUUUGGAUGGAGUUGGUAAGAGACCUUUCAACGGGUGCAUUUAUUGACGCAUUAAAAAGAUUCAUAGCCACGCGGGGAAUACGAAGAUGUAUCUGGUCUGACAAUGCAAUGAAUUUUGUAGGCGUUAAGAACGAGCUUAAGGAACUACGAGACUUAGUUCUCAGUGAAAAACACCGCAGCAAACUUCACAACUUUUGCCUCAGUAAUGGUUUCGAUUGGCGCUUCAUUCCCCCUCGCUCCCCGCACUUUGGCGGUUUGUGGGAAGCAGCCGUAAAGACAGCCAAGCAACACUUCUAUCGUUCCGCUAGCUCAUCAAUUCUUGGGUUUGAUGAAUUGCGUACAUUGGUAUGUGAAAUCUCAGCUGUGAUUAAUUCGCGUCCUCUUACCCCUCUUUCAGAAAAUCCAGAGGAUUUGGAUGUCCUAACACCAGGGCAUUUUUUGAUUGGUGGUCCUCUGACAGCUCUUCCUGAACCGGAUCUCACGGCGCUAAAUUACUCGCGACUUGAUCGAUGGCAACGUGUAACAUAUAUACAACAAGUAUUUUGGAGGCGGUGGACUCAAGAGUAUCUCACUCUUCUCCAGCAACGCGCAAAAUGGCUUACGCCUCAAGCCAAUAUUCAAGUCAAUGAUGUCGUGUGCAUAAAGGAAGAAAAUUCACCGCCCUUGAAGUGGCCUCUAGCAAGAGUAAUUGCAGUUAUCCCUGGAGCAGAUGGUGUCGUACGAGUGGCACUUUUGCGAACAUCUAGUGGCAUAAAACGUCGAGCCGUAAACAAACUGUGUGUUCUCGCGGUAAAGGAUUCUGUUGAAAGCCGUGACCUUUCAACGGGGGGGACGAUGUUCGGAGUCGCGGAUGAUCUACCCUAA